This is a messenger RNA of Stomoxys calcitrans (stable fly), 960 nucleotides long. RefSeq names its product mite allergen Der p 3. The transcript is spliced from 6 exons. The record is from RefSeq and is a predicted model, not a curated record. Gene Ontology annotation, biological process: proteolysis. Gene Ontology annotation, molecular function: serine-type endopeptidase activity. NCBI's taxonomy places the organism in Eukaryota, Metazoa, Arthropoda, Insecta, Diptera, Muscidae. The coding region runs from base 16 to 852 and encodes 278 amino acids.
CUAACGCUUAGAACGAUGGUAUUUUUACAUAUUUUAGAUAUUUUAGUGGUGGUAUUCAGUGUUCAUCUAACUGCAAUACUUUCCACACCCAUUGUGGGUGGCCAACCAGUUGUAAGGCAAAAUAGUUGGGAAAUUUUGAAAUAUCCCUACAUUGCAUCAUUACAAGAAAAAAUCAUAACUUCGGAUAAUUGCCAGGAGUAUUAUUUUAAGCAUUUCUGUGGUGGAACUCUAUUAAACCACAACUGGAUAUUAUCAGCAGGACAUUGUUUGUGGCACAAAAAAAUCGAAACCGUGUUUGCCAUUAUCGGUCAUGAAAAUUUAACUAACAUUCUGCCAUCUGAACGUUUGCCUGUGGAAAGAUUUGAAUUUAUAUCUUUUCAACCCGAAAGUCUGCAGAAUGAUAUCGCAUUGGUGCGUUUGAAAGAACCUUACUUUUCGCCUUUCCAGUCGUCAAACAACAAUGUCUAUGGCAAAUUACCUUUGUAUGGAAUGAAAGCUUACCGAAAAAGUCCCUGUAAAAUAAUAGGCUUUGGAGCAAAGCAUCAUGCCGGCCAGUCGCAAGAGAAUCUCGAAGAGGGUGAAGUUUAUGUGAUAAGUAAUAAAAAAUGUCGACGCUUAUUGGGCUACGUUUGGGCUCCGCAAAGAGGCGGCAAUACCGUCUGUGCUUUGGGCCAUGGUCAGGAUACUUGUCAGGGAGAUUCUGGUGGACCACUGAUUUGUAAUUACGAUGAUGUGGAAUAUAUUUAUGGCAUAGUUUCACAUGGUCUAACAUGUGGUCUUAAGGGUAUACCCAGUGUUUAUACAGUCACCGGGCCUUACAUGGAGUGGAUAAGUCUAGUGAUAGAUGAUUAACAGGUGCUUAAUAUUGCAAUGAUUUGUAAUACAAAUAGAAAAACACAUGCUUACUUAACCCAUGUGAUGAUAGUUGAUAUUAAAUAAAUGUUAUUCUACUUAAAUGAA